Messenger RNA from Protopolystoma xenopodis, 408 nucleotides. NCBI's taxonomy places the organism in Eukaryota, Metazoa, Platyhelminthes, Monogenea, Polystomatidea, Polystomatidae. The record is from the annotation of a GenBank genome assembly.
GCUUCGAGUUCCGGACAAGGAUCCGGCACUCUUGAUUCGAUUGCUGCUGAACGCACUCCCCAUCGAUCCACCUGGCAAUCGCAUUACCUGGCAACCGGGUGGUUGGCUCUAAUACAACUAGCUCUCGAACAGGCCAGUAAAUUGUCGGACCUGCUUACCAACUUCGACAAGACCGUUAAGUUUCUGCGCGACCACAUUGGUCCUACCUCUACCGGUGGACUCAAAACAACUUGGUUUGAUGGCCCCUCCUCCGAGUGGGUAGAAUCCCAGUUGGCGGCCUGGCGAGCUGAUCAGCAUGUGGCGAGCCCUACGCAGGCUCCUGGAGUACUCCUGAUCAGUGGCCCAGGCACUGGAAGAACGUGGCAAUCUCUCAUCAUCAGCUUGCUUCAAAACCUUUUUUCUGUAUAA